This is a messenger RNA of Hirundo rustica (Barn swallow), 1676 nucleotides long. RefSeq names its product coiled-coil domain-containing protein 180-like. The transcript is spliced from 13 exons. The coding region runs from base 242 to 1573 and encodes 443 amino acids. Lineage: Eukaryota; Metazoa; Chordata; Aves; Passeriformes; Hirundinidae. The record is from RefSeq and is a predicted model, not a curated record.
AACUUCUGAAGAGUUAUAUGAUUUUUCCAGAGAGGUGUUGAAUGAGCUGAAAAAAAGGAGCAAGUAUCUUGACUGCUUCUUAGUAAAAGCUAAGAUCCUAAAUACCACUAAGGACUUCACCACUCCUGGCACAGAUGGGACUUUGCAAGAGGAUUUCCCCACUCCUGAUGAGGCUGGGAGGUUACAAGGUGUCAUUGCUCCUGCUGUUCCAAAACAGAGUCUCAGAGAUGAGAGCAAAAGGAUGGUGAUGGGACUGGAUCCUGACAAAUUCCCUUUGUUAAAUCCAAGCAGGAUGGAUACAUCAGUAUUUAAUGACUUGGCAAUAAAUGUUAUCAAAAAUUUAGCUGGAUUUGACCCAUCAAAAAAAUCCCAAGACCCAAGCCAGAGGACAAAUGAUCCAGAAGCAGUUCUUCGCCCAGUAAAGAAGAAGUUUUCUGAUGCACAUUCUCAGAAGUCUACUAGCAAGAGGUCAUCUCGGGAUGAAACAAAGCCAAAAAAACGUGAAAAAGGCAGAAAAUCUCUUACAAGGGACGAGAGACCCCAGAUAUUUGGAAAGAAGCCUGCAAACUCAGAUACUUUUAAGACGAUUAUUAUGAAUAUUCUCUGGAAGGGUAGCGACACCUUGCUCUGCCUUGGUGAGGAGUUCUAUGGAGACAAGAAGAAUACUCAGAUAGGAAUGCUUGAAGAUCUUCCAGACACAUUUGAACGUUGGGCAGAAAUGCUCAGACUGAAACUACUGUCAUACCAAAGGCACACAGAUGAUUACUAUAAUUUCUGUCUUAGAGAAUUUCGGGAUCAGCUGAAGUGGUUUGAGGAGGAGCUCUCUUCUGUUUCCCAGCUGGUCGUGGAAAGUCUUUUAAAAGUACAUGAGCAGAAACUCAGCUCUUCUACUGGUCAUAUUCAGCAUCUCUUCAACAGACAGCUGAGAGAGUGGGAGGAUGUGAAGACUAUGCACCGAAGAAAAUUACAUUACUCCUUAGGACACCCAAAUAACUCCCUUCAGCUGGAGGCUUUGUGCCAAGAGGAAAUAAAAAGGCAAAAGGAUCAAACUGAUGGUGUUCACCUCAACACAAAGAUGCUGCAGGAUUGUGCUGCUGAGUGUGCUCAGAGCUUUUUUUCUGCACUGGCUGCCCUCACUGAAAAGCUCCUCUUGGAACUAGAUGAAACCAUCACUGUUGAUGAUGUAAAAGUAGCAGAAACUGAAAUGCCUACGGAGAAGACUUCGUCUGUAAUGCAUUGUAAACAAGCUGGACUUCCCCUAGGAACCUCCAAAGUUCAACAGUUAGUCAAACGAGGAAGGAGGAGUUGGCCAGGAAUACCUGAGACUACUCUUCCUGACACUCCAGACUAUACUCUUUGCAGAGGAACUGCAUCAGUUUCAACAGCUAAGACUACCCUGGGCCAUCUGGCAGUAGUGGAUGCAAGACAAGCUGCAUAUAAGAAAUACAAAAGCAAAGUUGAACAGAUGUUUGCCCAGAUCAAGGAAGAAAGUACAGCUCAGCUGCUGGCAAUUCAGCGUUGGAAUGACUGGUGGGAAGAAUCUAUCCGGAAGAUAAAGCGACUCUACCUCUGAGAUCAGUCAAAUUUUGCUGAGCUUUGUUGGUGUAAAUUGACAAGUUUGUACCAAUGUCACUGAUAUUAUUCUUUUAUCUUACUAAUUUGUUGCAUUGAAAGAA